UUGCAUCGCCGUCGCCCGCCCGCCCCCCUGCUCCGCUGCCUACACAUAAACAAGACGACCGCGGUUGUCGCCUGCCAGAAUUGUGGCCUCUCCUGUCCCCCGAAGCGAUGCGCGCUGCCCGGACGAAUCGACGGGCUGCCAGUCUCCAGUAAUACCUGCGCCUGCGUCUGACAUCGAUGUCUUAAAGGCCGCCAGCCCGCGUGAUAUCUGUGACACGCCCACGCAGCCUCACCGUCCGUUUUUUCUGCAGCCCCCAGGCCAGCUUCCGUUGCUUGCCAAUCUCGCCCGACUCUGCUCUGCGGCCCGCUGCACCCUCUCCGGAGCCAUCCGGACGCCCGCUCUUCCCUGCUUUCCCAUCUACUGGCGAGCCGCCAUGGAGUCCUCACGACAAUAUCAAGUGCCGCACACGCCGCGCGUGAUAUCGCCUUCGCCCACGCCCUCGGAGGCUGGCAGUACAAAAGACGGCUACUUUGGGCCUGUGACACGCUCGGCGGCGCGCAAACAGCGACUUACGUCACCACCACCAAUCGACGAAGACGAGUCCGGCUCGGAUCCUGACACGAGGGCGCGCACCAGAAGCCGGAGCCCGGCUCUCGACAAAGUAGGAGGACGCCGCCGAAUGAGCGGCCUGUCCACCCGCAGGCAGAUGAACGGCUCCAUGAAGAAGGACCUGACGCUGCCGAGCAGCAUGCCCAACGGGCACUUGUCGCCGGCGGCGGCGAACAAGAACUACUGGCGAGAGAUGAGCAGGAGCCCCAGCCCUCUGGGCCUUAUUCCCAUUCACCAAAAGUGGCGAUCGUUUAUUCACCGGCAUGAAAUACCCCGCAAGAUCCUCCACGUUUCCAUUGGAUUCCUCACCAUCUUUCUCUACUGCACGGACACGCAAACGUCGCAGAUCCACAACGUUCUCCUGACGAUGCUGAUUCCCAUUGCCCUGACCGACGUCAUCCGACAUCGCUACUGGCAGGUGAACCGUUUCUACAUCCGCUGCCUCGGCGCCUUGAUGCGCGAAUCUGAGGUGGACGGUUACAACGGAGUCAUUUCAUACCUGCUGGGGGCGUGGAUCGUCCUGCGCUUCUGUCCCAAAGACGUUGGCGUCAUGAGUAUCCUGCUCCUGAGCUGGUGCGACACUGCUGCCUCGACUUUUGGCCGGCUCUGGGGCCAUCUCACGCCCAAGGUCAGGAAGGGCAAGAGCCUCGCGGGAUCCAUUGCGGCGUGCGUGACUGGUGUCAUGACAGCCGCAGUAUGGUGGGGCUGGCUGGGCCCUCUGUACUCGGAGUACAACCAGGGAGAGCAUGCCUUUGCCUUCCAAAACGCCCUCGCACUGCCCUUGCGAGUGCGCGAGACACUCAACUUGUCCCUAGCCCAGGCUUCUGUUACGGGACACGUGGCUCUGGGCGUCAUGUCGCUGGCUGCUGGCGUUAUUGCCAGCGCCAGUGAGGCCAUGGAUGUGUUUGGCUGGGACGACAAUCUGACCAUCCCCGUGCUUUGCGGCGCCGGUCUCUGGGGCUUCAUCAGGGUGUUUGGGUGAGGCGAAUGCGCUCGCCCGUGUACGAUUUGACGACAUACUCUUCUUCUGCACUUGUACUUUGAAUUCACGUCAGCUUGGACGAAACGAUACCCUAGAUGCGGGCCCGCGGGGAAUGGCAUGGGAUGUGUAAUGGCGGAGAGGGCGGGAAUGUAAUGGGAGCAGGCCAGAGGGGUCCGGCCAGCAGUCGUCGCUAUUUUAAUCAAUGUACCUAUGUGAGCAAAAGGCCAUGUGCGCCCAGCCACUGCGCUGCUUUUGUGUCAUGGCGCUAUCAGGCUUAUCGAGUUUCAAGCCGAGGUCCAGAUGGUCGCCUUGAUGGCCUGUCCAGCGCCG
Messenger RNA from Exserohilum turcica Et28A, 1861 nucleotides. RefSeq lists its product as uncharacterized. Bases 374 to 1531 code for a protein of 385 amino acids. Lineage: Eukaryota; Fungi; Ascomycota; Dothideomycetes; Pleosporales; Pleosporaceae. The record is from RefSeq and is a predicted model, not a curated record. Gene Ontology annotation, molecular function: ATP-dependent diacylglycerol kinase activity. The transcript is spliced from 2 exons. Gene Ontology annotation, cellular component: endoplasmic reticulum membrane. Gene Ontology annotation, biological process: phosphatidic acid biosynthetic process.